AUGGCCCGCAACAGUCGAAACCGCAGAGCGCCUCCUCCGUACGGCAACUCCGUUAUUCUUCUUGUUUUUCCUCUUGGUCCUCUUGAACUCCCUCUGGAUAUUUCUCUGAAGCUUUUUCUGGUGGACAGAGAAGAAGAGGAAGAAGAAGAGGAAGAAGAGGGGGACGAAGAGGAGGAAGAAGAAGAGAAAGAGGGAGAAGAAGAAGAGGGAGACGAGGAAGACGAGGAAGAGGAAGAAGAGGAAGAAGAGGAGGAAGACGAGGAAGAAGAAGCAGACGAGAGAGGAGAAGUGGAAAGAGAGUCGCUUUCUUAUCUGACAAGGCACCUGAACGGAGACGCCUACGCCUGCGCGGCUUCGCUCUUCAACGCCAAAGGAGGCAUCAGCGACGGCUGUGCCUUGCUGUACAAAACGUCUUUUCUGGAGGUUCUCCACACGCAUGCAUUUCACUUCAGCAGCCUUGUCGACGACUUCUUUCAGUGCCAAAAGACAGCGCGCGAUCACAUGACGCUCGCCUUCUGGCGGCGCGUAAAGGAGAAGCGCAACUUGGCUGUCGUCGCCAGCUUUCGCGUCAAAACGACGGGACAAAUUGUCCACGUGUGCACGACGCACGUGUUUUGGGACCCUAGGCAACCGGAAGUGAAACUCGUGCAGGCCUUCCUGCUUGCCGGCAGCCUUCGGCGCUACGUGGAGGAACGGGAAAAGGACGCGGAGGAGAAACCGUCAGGAGGCCAACUCCCAGCGGGGAGACGGCGAGAAGCGAGAAGAGAGAAUGGAGAGACCGGGGCGGUUUCCGCGGCGGAAGGUGGGCGAGGGGAGACGCAGAGAGAGGGUGAAAGAGACGGUAAAGGAAAAGGAAGCGAAGAGUCUGAUACGGCGCAAGAAGGAAGCCCAGAGAGAGGAGAAACGGCUUUCGGGCUCGUCAGAGACUCCCCGCUUAUCAUUGGCGGCGACUUCAACUCCAUGCCUUUCCAGAGCGUCAGCAAGGCUGCUGGACCGAACGGUCGGGAGAAAGAAGGAAACUGCAAGAACGCAGAGAGUCGCCGCCACAGCGGCGUUUACCAACUCCUCACACAGGGGCUUGUUCUCCCUUCCCACCCGGAGCAUCCCGUCAGUUUCCAUCCGAACGUUCCCGCCGACGCUGUUCCUCCCUUGACGAUUCGUCCUUUCCAAAGCGCCUACAAGGAAGUGCUCGGCGAGGAGCCACGUUUCACAAAUUUCACGCGAGACUUCCAGGGGUGUCUCGAUUACAUCUUCUUCGACAACGUAGCCGUCAAGGCUGUUCUCAGCAUUCCCGACGAGAACGAACUGAAGCGAGAGGUCGCCCUCCCGAAUUCCCGUUUCCCUUCGGACCACGUCGCUCUCAUGGCAGAGUUUUGUCUGCCCCUUUGA
Molecule: messenger RNA, 1389 nt
Organism: Neospora caninum
Lineage: Eukaryota; Apicomplexa; Conoidasida; Eucoccidiorida; Sarcocystidae
Product: Os10g0412100 protein, related
Exons: 10
Coding region: 1-1389 (462 amino acids)
Biological process (GO): nuclear-transcribed mRNA poly(A) tail shortening
Cellular component (GO): cytoplasm; nucleus; CCR4-NOT complex
Molecular function (GO): poly(A)-specific ribonuclease activity
Source: RefSeq, a predicted model, not a curated record